CUUGCUGGGGACGACUACAGUACCCAGAAAGCUCCGCUUCGUCUCCUGGGUGUUAUUGCCCCUUUCCCGGUGCAGGACGCGGUAGUGGCCAGCCAGGGAGAGUGUCAGGCCUGGGGUUUUCUGUGUCCUUCCCUGGGUCAGGGACAAGCCAGUGAUUUGACUCUUGGGCGCUCAACCUGGGAGGGAGCACAGGAGGCCGCUGUCCCUCCUUUCCGGUUCACGUCACCCUUCUCUCCCUCUCCUGCUCCACCUGCAGCCACUUAGACGGCUCCGGGACUGACUGCCUGGGGCAGUGAGUGGCGGUGGCGGUCGAGGCCGCUGGGGCCGAGGUGAGGCUGCAGCUCUCCGGGCGGUGGUAGCGCUGGGAAGGAGGAGGAGAGAAGAUGGCGUCGGAGCUGGAGCCAGAGGUGCAGGCCAUCGACCGGAGUUUGCUGGAAUGUUCGGCCGAGGAGACUGCGGGGAAAUGGCUGCAAGCAACUGACCUCACUAGAGAAGUGUACCAGCAUUUAGCCCACUCUGUACCGAAAAUCUACUGCAGGGGUCCCAACCCUUUUCCACAGAAAGAAGACAUGCUGGCACAGCAUGUUUUGUUGGGACCGAUGGAAUGGUACCUUUGUGGUGAAGAUCCUGCCUUUGGAUUUCCAAAACUUGAACAAGCAAACAAACCUUCUCAUCUUUGUGGUCGUGUUUUUAAAGUAGGAGAGGCUACAUACUCUUGCAGAGACUGUGCAGUUGAUCCAACUUGUGUUUUGUGCAUGGAGUGCUUUUUGGGAAGUAUUCACAGAGAUCAUCGAUAUAGGAUGACAACAUCAGGAGGUGGAGGUUUCUGUGACUGUGGUGAUGCUGAAGCUUGGAAAGAGGGUCCUUACUGUCAGAAACAUGAACUUAACACCUCUGAAAUUGAGGAAGAAGAGGAUCCUCUGGUUCAUUUAUCAGAAGAUGUGAUAGCAAGAACUUACAACAUUUUUGCUAUUAUGUUUCGGUAUGCAGUAGAGAUAUUAACCUGGGAAAAAGAAAGUGAAUUGCCAGCAGAUUUAGAGAUGGUAGAGAAGAGUGACACCUACUAUUGCAUGCUGUUUAAUGAUGAGGUUCAUACCUAUGAACAAGUUAUUUAUACUCUUCAGAAGGCUGUUAACUGUACACAAAAAGAAGCAAUUGGUUUUGCAACUACAGUAGAUCGAGAUGGGCGUAGGUCUGUUCGAUAUGGAGACUUCCAGUAUUGUGAGCAAGCAAAAUCAGUAAUUGUGAGAAAUACCAGUAGACAGACGAAGCCACUCAAAGUUCAAGUUAUGCAUUCGUCUAUCGUCGCACAUCAGAAUUUUGGUUUGAAACUUUUGUCUUGGCUGGGAAGUAUUAUUGGAUAUUCAGAUGGCCUUCGCCGGAUUUUAUGUCAAGUUGGUUUACAAGAAGGGCCAGAUGGUGAAAACUCUUCUUUAGUGGACAGACUGAUGCUUAGUGAUUCCAAAUUAUGGAAAGGUGCUAGGAGUGUGUAUCAUCAGUUGUUCAUCAGCAGCCUGCUUAUGGAUUUGAAAUACAAGAAGCUGUUUGCUGUUCGAUUUGCAAAAAAUUACCAGCAGUUGCAGAGAGAUUUUAUGGAGGAUGAUCACGAACGAGCAGUGUCGGUGACUGCUCUGUCUGUCCAGUUCUUCACCGCACCUACUCUGGCUCGAAUGCUCAUCACAGAAGAAAACCUGAUGACCAUUAUCAUUAAGACUUUUAUGGAUCAUUUGAGACAUCGAGAUGCCCAGGGCAGAUUUCAGUUUGAACGAUAUACUGCUUUACAAGCCUUCAAAUUUAGGAGAGUUCAGAGCCUUAUUUUAGAUCUCAAGUAUGUGUUAAUUAGCAAACCAACUGAAUGGUCAGAUGAGCUGAGGCAGAAGUUCCUAGAAGGGUUCGAUGCCUUUUUGGAAUUACUAAAAUGUAUGCAGGGAAUGGAUCCAAUUACACGUCAAGUAGGACAGCAUAUUGAAAUGGAACCAGAGUGGGAAGCAGCCUUCACACUGCAAAUGAAACUAACACAUGUCAUUUCGAUGAUGCAGGACUGGUGUGCUUCAGAUGAAAAAGUGUUAAUUGAAGCUUACAAGAAAUGUCUUGCUGUACUGAUGCAGUGUCAUGGUGGUUAUACUGAUGGUGAACAGCCAAUCACGCUAAGCAUUUGUGGACAUUCAGUGGAAACUAUCAGAUACUGUGUUUCCCAAGAGAAAGUUAGCAUUCACCUCCCAGUUUCUCGCUUACUUGCAGGUUUACAUGUAUUAUUAAGCAAAAGUGAAGUGGCAUAUAAAUUCCCAGAACUCCUACCUCUAAGUGAACUUAGCCCACCCAUGUUGAUAGAACACCCUCUUAGAUGUCUUGUUUUAUGUGCCCAAGUACAUGCCGGAAUGUGGAGAAGAAAUGGGUUCUCUCUAGUAAACCAGAUUUAUUACUACCAUAAUGUGAAAUGCAGACGUGAGAUGUUUGACAAGGAUAUAGUAAUGCUUCAGACAGGUGUCUCCAUGAUGGAUCCAAAUCAUUUCCUGAUGAUCAUGCUCAGCCGCUUUGAACUUUAUCAGAUUUUCAGUACUCCAGACUAUGGCAAAAGAUUUAGUUCUGAGAUUACCCAUAAGGAUGUUGUUCAGCAGAACAAUACUCUAAUAGAAGAGAUGCUAUACCUCAUUAUAAUGCUUGUUGGAGAGAGAUUUAGUCCUGGAGUUGGACAGGUAAACGCUACAGAUGAAAUCAAGCGAGAGAUUAUCCAUCAGUUGAGUAUCAAGCCUAUGGCUCAUAGUGAGUUGGUAAAGUCUUUACCAGAAGAUGAGAACAAGGAGACUGGCAUGGAGAGUGUAAUCGAAGCAGUUGCCCAUUUCAAGAAACCUGGAUUAACAGGACGAGGCAUGUAUGAACUGAAACCAGAAUGUGCCAAAGAGUUCAACUUGUAUUUCUAUCACUUUUCAAGGGCAGAACAGUCCAAGGCAGAAGAAGCUCAACGGAAAUUGAAAAGACAAAAUAGGGAAGAUACAGCUCUUCCACCUCCAGUUUUGCCUCCAUUCUGCCCUCUGUUUGCAAGCCUGGUUAACAUUUUGCAGUCAGAUGUCAUGUUAUGCAUCAUGGGAACAAUUCUGCAAUGGGCUGUGGAACAUAAUGGAUAUGCCUGGUCAGAGUCCAUGCUGCAAAGGGUAUUGCAUUUAAUCGGAAUGGCACUACAAGAAGAAAAACAACAUUUAGAGAAUGUCACGGAAGAGCAUGUAGUAACAUUUGCCUUCACUCAGAAGAUAUCAAAACCUGGCGAAGCGCCAAAAAACUCUCCUAGCAUACUAGCUAUGCUGGAAACACUACAAAAUGCUCCCUACCUAGAAAUCCACAAAGACAUGAUUCGGUGGAUAUUAAAGACUUUUAAUGCUAUUAAAAAGAUGAGGGAGAGUUCACCUACCAGUCCCAUGACAGAGACAGAAGGAACCAUAAUGGAAGAGAGUUCAAGAGACAAAGACAAAGCUGAGAGGAAGAGAAAAGCCGAGAUCGCCAGAUUGCGCAGAGAAAAGAUCAUGGCUCAGAUGUCUGAAAUGCAGCGGCAUUUCAUUGAUGAAAACAAAGAACUCUUUCAGCAGACAUUAGAACUGGAUGCCUCAACCUCUGCUGUUCUUGAUAACAGCCCUGUGGUUUCAGAUAUGACACUUACAGCACUGGGUCCCACACAAACUCAGGUUCCUGAACAAAGACAAUUUGUUACAUGUAUAUUGUGUCAAGAGGAACAAGAAGUUAAAGUGGAAAGCAGGGCGAUGGUCUUGGCAGCAUUUGUUCAGAGAUCAACUGUAUUAUCAAAAAACAGAAGUAAAUUCAUUCAAGAUCCAGAAAAAUAUGAUCCAUUAUUCAUGCACCCUGACUUGUCUUGUGGAACACACACUAGUAGCUGUGGGCACAUUAUGCAUGCCCAUUGUUGGCAAAGGUAUUUUGAUUCCGUUCAAGCUAAAGAACAGCGAAGGCAACAGAGAUUACGCUUACAUACAAGCUAUGAUGUAGAAAACGGAGAAUUCCUUUGCCCCCUUUGUGAAUGCUUGAGUAAUACUGUUAUUCCUCUGCUGCUUCCUCCGAGAAAUAUUUUUAACAACAGGUUAAAUUUUUCAGACCAACCAAAUCUGACUCAGUGGAUUAGAACAAUAUCUCAGCAAAUAAAAGCAUUACAGUUUCUUAGGAAAGAAGAAAGUACUCCUAAUAAUGCCUCUUCAAAGAAUUCAGAAAAUAUGAAUGAAUUACAGCUCCCUGAAGGGUUCAGGCCUGAUUUUCAUCCUAAGAACCCUUAUUCUGAGAGCAUAAAAGAAAUGCUAACGACAUUUGGAACUGCUACAUACAAGGUGGGACUAAAGGUUCAUCCCAAUGAAGAGGAUCCUCGUGUGCCCAUAAUGUGUUGGGGUAGCUGUGCAUACACCAUCCAAAGCAUAGAAAGAAUUCUGAGUGAUGAAGAUAAACCAUUGUUUGGUCCUUUACCUUGCAGACUGGAUGACUGUCUUAGGUCACUGACGAGAUUUGCAGCAGCACACUGGACAGUGGCAUUGCUUUCAGUGGUGCAAGGACAUUUUUGUAAACUUUUUGCAUCAUUGGUGCCUAAUGACGGCCAUGAAGACCUUCCAUGCAUAUUAGAUAUUGACAUGUUUCAUUUAUUGGUGGGCAUGGUGCUCGCCUUCCCUGCGUUGCAGUGUCAGGAUUUUUCAGGGAUCAGCCUUGGCACUGGAGACCUUCACAUUUUCCAUCUGGUUACUAUGGCACACAUCAUACAGAUCUUACUUACCUCAUGUACAGAAGAGAAUGGCAUGGAUCAAGAAAAUCCCACUUGUGAAGAAGAAUCAGCAGUUCUUGCUUUGUAUAAAACACUUCACCAGUAUACGGGAAGUGCCUUGAAAGAAAUACCAUCUGGCUGGCAUCUGUGGAGGAGUGUCAGAGCUGGAAUCAUGCCUUUCCUGAAGUGUUCUGCUUUGUUUUUUCAUUACUUAAAUGGCGUUCCUUCCCCACCCGAUAUUCAAGUUCCUGGAACAAGCCAUUUUGAACAUUUAUGUAACUAUCUUUCCCUACCAAGCAACCUCAUUUGCCUUUUUCAAGAAAAUAGUGAGAUAAUGAAUUCACUGAUUGAAAGUUGGUGUCAUAACAGUGAAGUUAAAAGAUAUCUAGAAGGUGAAAGAGAUGCUAUAAGAUAUCCAAGAGAAUCUAACAAAUUAAUAGACCUUCCAGAGGAUUACAGCAGCCUCAUUAAUCAAGCAUCCAAUUUCUCGUGCCCCAAAUCAGGUGGUGAUAAGAGCAGAGCCCCAACUCUGUGCCUUGUGUGUGGAUCACUGCUGUGCUCCCAGAGUUACUGCUGCCAGACUGAACUGGAGGGGGAGGAUGUAGGAGCCUGCACAGCUCACACCUACUCCUGCGGCUCUGGGGUGGGCAUCUUCCUGAGAGUACGGGAGUGUCAGGUGCUAUUUUUAGCUGGCAAAACCAAAGGCUGUUUUUAUUCUCCUCCUUACCUUGAUGACUAUGGGGAGACCGACCACGGACUCAGACGGGGAAAUCCUUUACAUUUAUGCAAUGAGCGAUUCAAGAAGAUUCAGAAGCUCUGGCACCAACACAGUGUCACCGAGGAAAUUGGACGUGCACAGGAAGCCAAUCAGACACUGGCUGGCAUUGACUGGCAACAGUUAUAAUUAUUGCACCACCAAAAAA
This is a messenger RNA of Sapajus apella (tufted capuchin), 5670 nucleotides long. RefSeq names its product ubiquitin protein ligase E3 component n-recognin 2 (gene UBR2). Lineage: Eukaryota; Metazoa; Chordata; Mammalia; Primates; Cebidae. Gene Ontology annotation, cellular component: cytoplasm; ubiquitin ligase complex. The record is from RefSeq and is a predicted model, not a curated record. Gene Ontology annotation, molecular function: ubiquitin protein ligase activity; zinc ion binding. Bases 384 to 5651 code for a protein of 1755 amino acids. Gene Ontology annotation, biological process: ubiquitin-dependent protein catabolic process via the N-end rule pathway. The transcript has 47 exons.